Ylistrum balloti is the source of this 1486-nucleotide messenger RNA. RefSeq lists its product as uncharacterized. Gene Ontology annotation, cellular component: cytoplasm. Gene Ontology annotation, biological process: proteolysis; apoptotic process. The transcript is spliced from 6 exons. The coding region runs from base 1 to 1284 and encodes 427 amino acids. NCBI's taxonomy places the organism in Eukaryota, Metazoa, Mollusca, Bivalvia, Pectinida, Pectinidae. The record is from RefSeq and is a predicted model, not a curated record.
AUGGACCAGGACAUGCAAUAUGACUUUAAGAAAUGUCAGAGACGUGGCCUUGUUUAUAUCAUCGUUAAUGAAAGGUUUUCUGCCGAAGGCUAUCCUAAUAGAUGUGGUGCUUACACGGACUACAAAAACAUGAAGAAACUGUUCAAACCACUCAACUUAAAACUCAUGACAUACUAUGACAAAACAGCCGAGGAGAUCACUUCUAUCUUACGGAAUGCGUCCAUGAGACCUGACCUUGCUGAACGACCUUGCUUUAUUUGUGUAAUUAGUUCCCAUGGUGAACAGUGGCCAGAACACGAUUUGAAAUCAAACAAGAGAACAAUAGAACAUGCCAUUGUAGGUGUUGAUGGCAAGCGAGUUCUCACCAAAAACCUGGUGGAUUAUUUUUCCGAGGACAAGUGUCACUACAUGACAGAAAAACCAAAACUUUUCUUUAUUCAGGCAUGUAGAGAGUCAUUGUACAGUAAAGACCGUAGUCAGGCUGUGGACUCCGGUGUGACGGUCCAGUACAUUGUGUCGGCAAAAGUGUCUAAACAUCGACGAAUGAGACAGAAAUUGUCAACAAACAGUAAAUUGGAUGGUGCUGACAGUAAACAAAACCAGACAGAUGUUCCACUUGAUGAACUAGAGGAUAUAUUAGGUACAGACUUCACGGAGAGCGACGAGGAUCAGUUCUCGGACGGUUACGACACGGCAACCACAGAUGGAGAAUCAGAGGAUGAUGAAGACCGAGAGACAGGACAUGCUGAUAUCAGAAACAGGGACUGGUCUAAACAGGACAAAGGUGUCCCUGAAGGUGAUGUCAAACCGGAGAUUAAAGUCUUACACAUAGAGGCUGUCACACCUGUGACCACAGACCAGGCAGAUGCUAGAGGUCAACGUAGACCCAAGGUGAAUACUGAUGUACAAGUGGCGGAGGUCAUGGAAGUUACUGCUAUCCCAUGUCAUACAGACAUGUUGGUGAUGUUUGCGUCCCCACCAGGAAAACUGGCAUGGAGAAGUACAACAGAAGGUGGAUGGUUGUUAGCAAACCUAUACAAUGUGUUUAAACAGUAUAUACGCAGUGGAGAAAUCUGUAAACGUGAUUUCCUUACUAUUCUUAUCGAGGUGUCGCAGAACGUGUCCAAGAAAGAGACCAACACAGAUGACCCUAAACUCAAUGGUAUGAAAAUGGUUCCGACUAUUUACCACCGACUCACAAAGGAAGUGGUUAUAGGCACAGUGAAGGAAACUGGGCUUCUGAGGAAACUGGCUGAGAAAUUUAAUGUCCAAUUUAUUCUCUAAAAUCAUAAUUUAUGACACACUUGUUAAAAAAACUAAUUAAUAAAUCCCACACUGACUCUCUAACAAAAGAGGUAAUCAAACACUUACUGUAACUUGAAGAUGUGUAAUAUUUCUUUGAAGAUUUUCAGUCUGUUUUCCCCCCUGUGAUAUUAAUUAGAGAAAUUUCCUUGUGCCUAAAGAACAAUACAUGUUUCUGCUAAAC